AUGGCCUCGCUGGACCUGCCCUACCGCUGCCCGCGCUGCGGCGAGCACAAGCGCUUCCGCAGCCUGUCCUCGCUGCGCGCCCACCUGGAGUACAACCACACCUACGAGACCCUCUACGUGCUCUCCAAGACCAACAGCAUCUGCGACGCCGCCGUCUUCCCGCUGGCCGCCGACGCGGCCCUGCUGGCCCCGGCCGCCCGCAGGGACUACUUUGAGAGCACCUCCUUCCAGGGCAAGGACCAGCGCUUCUCCUGCGACCUGGUCCCCGCCGACGAGCUGGAGCCGGCGCCGUCCUCGUCGCCCUCGCCCCGCUAUGUGCACGAGAUCGAGAUCCCGCUGAGCGAAAUCUUCACCCGCGGCAAGGCCGUGGCGCCCGCGCCCGUCCCGCCCGCCGCCGUGGACUCGGCCUACGAGGAGGGCCUGGCCCGCCUCAAGAUCCGCGCCUUCGAGAAGCUGGAGGUGGACAAGAGGCUGGAGAAGCUGACGGAGGAGGUGGAGCAGAAGAUCGCCUCGCAGGUGGGCCGGCUGCAGGUGGAGCUGGACCGCAAGAGCUCGGAGCUGGAGAAGGCCAAGCAGGAGAGCCUGCGGCUGAGCCGGGAGAAGCAGGAGCUGGAGGACCGGGCGUCGGAGCUCUCCCGCCAGGUGGACGUCAGCGUGGAGAUGCUGGCGUCCCUCAAGCAGGACCUGGUGCAGAAGGAGCAGGAGCUCACCCGGAAGCAGCAGGAGGUGCUGCAGAUCGACCAGUUCCUGAAGGAGACGGCGGCGCGGGAGGCCAACGCCAAGGUGCGGCUGCAGCACUUCAUCGAGGAGCUGCUGGACCGCGCCGACCGCGCCGAGAAGCAGCUGCAGAUCAUCAGCAGCAGCUGCGGCACCACCCCCAACGGCAGCCUGGGCCGCUGCGGCACCCCGGCCACCAAGGCCAUCGCCCGAGCGGGACCUCUGCGGGCACAGAGAGAGCGGCACCCGGGCCCGGCGGUGGCCGUGCACGGUCCCUACGGCGGCGUGUCCAACCAGCGCUCCUCCUCCAGCACCGGGGCCUCGAGCCGGGCCAAGGCCGUGUCGCAGAGCUCGGGCUGCUACGACAGCGACAGCGCGGAGCCGUGUCCCACGGACGACACGGCCGAGGGCCACCCGUACGCGGCGCGGGAGGCGCGGGGCUCGGGGCUGCGCCGCCAGGCCAUCCAGAACUGGCACCGCCGGCCCUACCGCAACAGCACCGAGGGAGAGGAGGGCGACGUGUCCGACGUGGGCUCCCGCACCACCGAGUCCGAGGCCGAGGGCUGGGAGCCCGAGGCACCGGGAUCCGCCGCGUCCCGACCGCCCGGCAGCUGCCGCCUGACGGUGGCCACGGACGCUGUGUGUCCCGCGGGCAGGCCCGAGGGGGCCGGGGGCAAGGUGUGCCGGCUGGAGCGGGGCAGCCCGGGCCACUGCAGCGAGGUGAUCAGCCCCGAGAUCCUCAAGAUGCGGGCGGCUCUCUUCUGCAUCUUCACCUACCUGGACACCAAGACCCUGCUGCGCGCGGCCGAGGUGUGCAAGGACUGGAAGUUCGUGGCCCGGCACCCGGCCGUGUGGACACGGGUGCUGCUGGAGAACGCCAGGGUCUCCUCCAAGUUCCUGGCCAUGCUGUCCCAGUGGUGCACCCAGAUGCAUUCCCUCACCCUCCAAAACCUGAAGCCGCGCCAGCGGGGCAAGAAGGAGAGCAAGGAGGAUUACAUGAAGAGCACACGGGGCUGCCUGGAAGCGGGGCUGGAGUCGCUGCUGAAGGCCACGGGCAGCAACCUGCUGAUCCUGCGCAUCUCACACUGCCCCAACGUGCUGACCGACCGCUCGCUCUGGCUGGCCAGCUGCUACUGCCGCGCCCUGCAGGCCGUCACCUACCGGAGCUCCACGGACCCCGUGGGCCAUGAAGUGAUCUGGGCCCUUGGAGCAGGCUGCAGGGACAUCAUCUCCCUGCAGGUCGCACCUCUGCAUCCCUGCCAGCAGCCGACACGCUUCAGCAACCGCUGCCUGCAGAUGAUCGGGCGCUGCUGGCCCCACCUGCGCGCGCUCGGCGUCGGCGGCGCCGGCUGCGGCGUGCAGGGCCUGGCCUCCCUAGCCCGGAACUGCAUGAGGCUGCAGGUGCUGGAGCUGGACCACGUGGCCGAGAUCAACCAGGAGGUGGCAGCUGAGGUGUGCCGGGAGGGGCUCAAGGGGCUGGAGAUGCUGGUGCUGACCUCCACGCCGGUGACCCCCAAAGCCCUGCUGCACUUCAACAGUGUGUGCAGGAACCUCAAGUCCAUCGUGGUGCAGGUGGGGAUUGUGGACUACUUCAAGGAGCCCCACAGCCCCGAAGCCAGGAAGAUGUUUGAAGAAAUGGUGAACAAACUGCAGGCCCUGAGGAAAAGACCUGGUUUCUCCAAGAUUUUACACAUCAAGGUGGAAGGAGGCUGUUAGCCCUUCAGGGAGCCCAAAGCACAUUCCCUGCUCUGUCCCUGAGCCCAGAGCCCCAGCGGGGCCGGCGGGACCCCCGGCUCGGGCACCAGGACCCCCAAACUCUCGCAGCCCUCGGGGCCGUCCCGGGUGACAAGGUGCUACUCAAGGACAAGUUUUGGCUGUCCCCAGAGCCAGGCCCGUGCUCUUUGCCAGCAGGGAGGGUGGCCCUGCAGCCCUGCGGCCGCUCCUCGCCGAGGAUCCGCUCUGGGGACGGCUGUUCCAAGAACUCUGCUUGGGGAUCCCUGACCCCGUCCUGGGGCUCCUGGCUGGGCUGGCCACCCAGCCCCACGGUGCUGGACCUGGGCUGGGAAGGGGCUGCUCCUCCCCCAGCAUUCCCACAGGGUUUCUGCUCCUGUUCCUUUGGGAUCUGGCAGAGGGGUCCCCGAGCCCGGGAAGCGCUCCCAGGAACCAGCAGCCAGCACAGCACAAGCCCAGGAGCAGAGCUGCACCUCGGGAGCCACAGGACACCAGGAGAGAGGGCUCCAGCCUCACUCCUCUCCAGCACACCGCUCCUGCCAAGGCAAUAACCAUCUCCAAAUCCCCACCCAGCAGGAAACACGGGUCACACUCCUGUCCCACCAUCCUCACCCAGACUCCAGCCGGGGUCAGUGGUCCCACGUGGAGAGAGAGACUGGCACAGGACACCCACGUUUGCCUUCCCGAGCAGCCUGAAGGAGAAACCUGGCCAGAAUAUCCUGAAAUGAUCCUGGGAAAAGCACCAACCAAGAGCUGACCCUUAUCUACAGCCACCAUUUUCUAAAUCUGAUUUUUCUUCUGAGUGUCCUCAGCCUGCAAGGACAUCAUCAUCCCCAAAAUAUCCUUUUCCAUGGGAAAUGACUUUGGAAAGGCAUCCAGCAGGGUCAGGCAUGUCAUUCCUCCACCCUGGGCAGAAGGGACCAGGAGGUGGCCCCGGGACUGGGGACAGCCACAGAGCACUGCCAGCAGUGGGGACAGCCCCAGCCCCCUGUGCUGGGACCCACCGGGCUGAGCGCAGAGGAGGCGACUGGGGGAGUGGAUCUGGGGCUUUUCCCUCUUCUCUGGACCAGCACUGGAGGUGUUGGUGCCUGCUGGCCAGCCUGGCUGGGGGGGGACAGCUCCCAGAGCCUGUCCCUUGCCCAGCCCUCCUGCAGCAACGGGCUCACCUGGAGCAUCCCCCCAGGAGGGACCGGGCUGCAGAUCCAGCACCCCGUCCCUCACCCACGGCACAAGAGCUGCUGACCUCAGCUGGGGCUGCCACACAGCCCGUGGGGAUCCCCAGAGCAAGGAAAAUCACCCCAAAUCGCCGAGGCCGGUGGGGCUGGAGGCAGCUGGAGACCCUUCAGGCACCCUCCAUCCUGCCUGCUCUGAAGCAGGGUGGGGUUUUGUGGCCCCAGCCCCGUGGGAAGCAGCCCUGCUCCCCCUUCCAUGCAGCUUUCCAGGAGGAGGCUGUUCCUGAGUGCACAAAAUGGGGAGCCUGAAAAUGCCUGCGGGAAGCUCCUGCACCCCCAGGUCCCACCGAUGAGCUCCUGGCUCCCUGCCAUGCCCACCACGGGUUUACCUCCACCCUGGGGAGCCUGGCACACUCCUCACCCAGGGGCAAGAGGAGCAAGGGAUGCCCCGACCAGCAAAAAACCACCCAGCAGAGCUACAACCCCCAGGGACCGUCUGGAGCAGGAGCCUGGCCCAGUGGAGAUGGCAGCAGCACAGCACAGGGACUCACAGAAUCCCUUAAAAACAAAAACAAAACAAAGAACCUAUUUAUUUCUAUAAAGAGAAGAAGGAAAAAAAUAAGAUUUUAAAGGAAAAUUAUAUACUCAGCAUGUUUAUACACUCUAUGCUUAAAGACUCUCGUGGCCCAGAGUGGUGGCCCAAGCCUGGAGGUGGCUGCUCCGGGUGUGCCUGGAGCCCCUCCCGGCUCCUGGGGCUGUGGGGAGGGCGAGGAUGAGGUGAUGGGAAGAGGAGAGGAGUGAGGACUCUCAGAGAAGCCUUCUGUGCCAGAAGAAGGGGUCAGUGAGUGGCUGUGUGUGUGGUGGCCUUGGUGACCCUGUGACACCCCCAUCCCUGCGCUGCCCCUGGGGCUUUGGAGGCACGGCAGGACCCUCUCCUGGAUUCCUGGUGCGUCCCCAGGACCCUCUCCUGGAUUCCUGGUGCGUCCCCAGGACCCUCUCCUGGAUUCCUGGUGCGUCCCCAGGACCCUCUCCUGGAUUCCUGGUGCGUCCCCAGGACCCUCUCCUGGAUUCUUGGUGCAUCCCAGGACCCUCUCCUGGAUUCUUGGUGCAUCCCAGGACCCUGUCCUGGAUUCUGGUGCGUCCCCAGGACCCUCUCCUGGAUUCUUGGUGCAUCCCAGGACCCUCACCUCUCCUCAGAGCAUUCCUGAAAAACCCAGCUCAGCAAAGGCACAUUUUUCCACAAAUCCUCUGAUGACACAAGACCUUGAGCGUGUUCAAGGAUUAGAAGAUGGCAAGUGGGGGUUUCUUCCUGUUUUGCUUGGGCUUGAAUGGAUCCCUUCCUCAUCCUCCUCCUCCUCGGCUGGGGAUGAAGCUGGCACAGUGACAGGAGUGGUAGGAAGGAGGGCCCUCCUGGUGGCUCCUAAUUGCCCAGCUUGUUAACGAGCUCAUUAACGGCUCUGAAAUGUCAGAGGGAUCCUGCCCCUGCUGCUUCCUCUGCCCAGUCCCGCAGGGGGGUGGCUCCCCAAGGCCCCAUCCCCGCGGGAGCCUCCGGCCACCCUGGCCCCGGAUUCAGCCCUGGAGCCUCGGCCCCAUUUCCUCUGGGAGCGAUGGGAACACCCAGAAAUGCCGAAUUUCCUGGGAAAGCCUUCAAGGCACCCAGCCCGUUCAGCUCAGCCCCAGGAGAAGUGCCCGAGGGGCUCUGCCAUGACAAUCCCAGUGAAAUCCAGGGACAGGACUGGGGGCACAGCCAUGGCCACAGCUGGCAGCAGCUGGAUGGACAGUGGUUCUGAGCCUGGCUCCUGCAGGACCGGCUCUGGGGAGAUUUAUUCCUUUUCUAGUGGUUCUCCCAAGGUUUCCCCAUGGCUGACAUUGCCAGCAUUCCCCUUCCCCUGCAAUCGGGACUGGGAUUUCGAAAGGAACAACGUCACCAAAGGCAGCUCGGGGGCCAAAGCCAUCCCAGAUCCCUGGGUUUGUUUCUCCCUGGGUUGGAUUUCACUGGCUCCCCUCGCUCCCAGCCCCAGGGAUGCUCUGGGGACCAGGGGCCUCCUCCUGCCUUGUCCCUCUGCCUCGGGGCUCCAGGGUGUCAGGGACUGGGGAAAUGGGACCCCAGGCUGGCUCUGCCCCACCAGGGUCUUAAACUGCUCUGUCCCUCUUCUUGCCACGUGUCCUGGUCCCUGCUGCCACCAAGGGCAGGGCCGUGGCAGGGGCUUCUCUGGAUCCCCCAAAAGAGCCUGGAUUUAGGGAAAACAGAACACAAACAAACCAGGAGAAGUGUUGGUAAUGGCUCCUGAAGUGGUUAAUAGAUGUUUUCAUUCAGCUUUUAGGGGAGGCCCCAGCCCAGGAGCUGGAGCAUUGCUUCAGCCUCAUUUUGGGGUGAGAAAAAGCAGGUUGAGGUGGAGCAAAAGCAUUUGGGAAUUGGUGCCAAAUGAGAAAGUGCUUUAAGAGGGAAAAAAUCCCAGGGCACAGGGAGAUUUUGGGAAGCAGAGAUGGUUUGUUGUGAAACAUUGCAGGGUGUUGUGAGGUGGUGAUGGAUGGACCUUCUCCAUCAGCAGGAGGCAAAAUAAUCCCUGGGGAGGGUGGGAGAGCACUGAGGGAAAGCUGCUGCAGCAGCGAGGAGGGAAAACUGCCCAAAAGCAAGGAAAAAAAAAAGGGAUUUUCUAAUGCAGCCUCGGGAUUGAGCCCGUGGAGGCCAACGAGGCAGGUUGGGGCCGGGGACAAGUGGGUGCAAUGGUGUGGGGCAGUUUUGGGAAGCGAGGGGGUGAUGCACAGUUGCUUCGAGAUAAUCAGAGGAGAUAAUCAGUGCAGAGGACAGAGAUAUAGAAAUCAGAACUGGAAUCAUUCCCUACAGCCCUGGACGGCAGCGGUGUACAGCGACCUCCCCCCCCCAGAGCUUCCCGUGGCCUCCCUCCCAAGUUAUUUUUUUAACUCUCUAUAAAUUUAGGUCUAUUUUAGUCUUUCUGCAGCGAUGUGCCAGUGUCUGGAGAACCAAACAUCCCUUCCUGCCCCCACCCCGUGGUCCCUGGAUGCUAAACCGGGCGAGGUGUGAGAUGUGCCGGAGCAGGGCAGGGUGGGCAGGGCAGGGCUCGGGGGCAGGGCCAGCUCCGGCCCGCGGGUUUAGCACUUUGGUUGGAACUCUCACCUGUAGACGCACUUUGAUGUUGUUGCUUUGAAACUUUGGCAAGUGUAAACAAUGUGUAUUUAAAGAAUUACAGAGAAACGACCCCCAGCCAAGCGUGUAAAGAGCUAUUUUAUGACUCAGUGUUGAAUAAAGACUCUGGAGAUCGAGCUGGGUUUUCACUCUCCCGGGGCUCACACUGGACCCACACCAGUGACACCAGUUGCAGUCUGGGGCUUACUGGAAGUGAACUCCUGACUCCCUCUGCAGGUCCGUGGGCUGCGCUGGUCUGGCAUCACAGGGACCAAGUGGGAUACAGGGAUACAGCAUGGGGGGAGCACCGAGGGUGGGCAGGGCCUGGCACAGGGUGCCCAGAGCAGCGCUGGCUGCCCCUGGGUUCCUCAAGUGUCCAAGGCCAGGCUGGACAUCGGGGCCUGGAGCACCCUGGGACAGGGGAAGGCGUCCCUGGAUGAACUUUAUGGUUCCUUCUGACUCAAACCAGCCCAUGAUUCUGUAUUUCUUUCACUGUCCUCCUUUGACACCUGUAACCCACCAGACCCAAGUCUCCCCACACUCUCCCAGCACCAUUUUCCUCUCAGUCCCCCCAAAUGCCUGGAUCCUUCCUUGGAGCUGUCACACAGCUGCUGCCCUGAACCUCCUUCCAUGAAGCAAAGUGGAAAAUGGAAAUGCCCCAUUGAGCAGAAGCCAGUUAAAUGUCACUGAGCAAUAUCUGAGAGCUCCAAGCACACACAGAGGUGCUCCAUCCUAGG
Serinus canaria (Common canary) is the source of this 7505-nucleotide messenger RNA. RefSeq names its product F-box protein 41 (gene FBXO41). The transcript has 12 exons. The coding region runs from base 1 to 2433 and encodes 810 amino acids. Gene Ontology annotation, molecular function: protein binding. Lineage: Eukaryota; Metazoa; Chordata; Aves; Passeriformes; Fringillidae. The record is from RefSeq and is a predicted model, not a curated record.